AUGGCAAGUUGCGCAUACCAGCAUGAUAUUUAUCGCGUUGAACUUGCUCUUUCUCGAGAGGCCAUGAUUGGGUCACUUCUCGGGAAGACAUUAAGUCUCUUUACCCAAGUUACAGUCGACCGCCGGCCAGUGUGCGAUGUAUCGACAGGCCAGGUUCUUGGGGCUUGUGAACGAGGAGAGAUCUGUGUCAGAGGCCCAACAAUGAUGAAAGGCUACCUGAAAGACCAAGACGCCUCAAAACAAAUUAUUGACGGCGAAGGCUGGCUUCACACUGGAGAUCUGGGUUACUAUGACCAAGAUGAGCAUUUCUUUAUUGUGGACAAACUCAAAGACUUGAUCAAGUUCAGAGGAGAUCAGGUCUCUCCUUCAGAACUCGAAUCUCUCCUCAAGGCCCACCCGGCCGUAUCUGACGCAGCUGUUAUUGGGUUCCCAGACCCCGAAGUUGGAGAAUUGCCGACAGCUUUUAUUGUCAGUGUAAACGAUGAAGAUUUGACUGAAAUUGAAAUUAUUCAAUAUGUGGACGAGAAUGCAGCACCUCACAAAAAGCUUCGAGGAGGCGUAGUGUUUAUUAAUUCGAUUCCCAGGUCUGAGGAAGGGGAAAUUCUUCGAACAGAAUUAAGAGACAAAAUGAUUCAAGGAAAGUACAAACCAGUACAAAUGAGAAGAGGGUCGCUUUUUGGAAUCGAGGAAAACAAGAGAUUUUCUUUGAAGAGAAACUCUUCACCGGUGACUAGGAUUUUACCACGAAGCAUUGAAACAAUUCUAGAGGAAAAGCCUGAACAACUGCAAGUUCCACGAUCAAAAAGCUGUGUUAUAUUAUGAAAGGAACUCGUGCCUUCUCACAUGAAGGGGAAGGAAUGCCGCUGGACGGGUGAUGAUACAUUGGCCAUAAAGAGGUCUCAUUGAGCAGGGGUUUUUACUUCAUAAAAUGAAGAAAAGCCCUUAAAUGUCAUCGGCCAAUUAACAAUUUCCCCAGAAGUUCACUGAUUCCCAUUUAUACUUUGACUGCUAUUUCUGUAAGGAUGAAGUCCGGUUAUUUUUUUUGUUGUUGUAAAUAUUUUGGUAUUUAACUUUGAAGCAAAACAUAACAGAAGAGGCGAAGUGCUACUUUCAUACUGAGUAUGUAAAUUCAUGAAAUUUUAAAGAGAAAAUAUAAUGCCUGAAACAAAUCUGAUGAAGCAUGUCAAAAGGGUCGAGGUCAUAAAAUUAAUUUAUGGAAUGGAUAAUAGAAAAAUGAAUCGUAUAUUCCUCCUGCUUUUUCUUUAUAAUUUGUCGUUUUCUCUGUGAGUCAACAAAAUAUGGAUUGAUUUGGAGAGAGAUAGACUGGAAACGAUUAGACACUUUUUAAUAUCAUUCUACAUGAUAUAUCGUGCUACAAUUUUCAAGGAUUUUACAUUUUUUUGUGAAGCUCAUUGUAUCAAGAACGCUCCGAAGUAAGUGUGAUAAGAAAACAUGUACAUUUUAA
This is a messenger RNA of Stylophora pistillata, 1465 nucleotides long. RefSeq lists its product as uncharacterized. Gene Ontology annotation, molecular function: CoA-ligase activity. The record is from RefSeq and is a predicted model, not a curated record. Lineage: Eukaryota; Metazoa; Cnidaria; Anthozoa; Scleractinia; Pocilloporidae.